Eremomyces bilateralis CBS 781.70 is the source of this 1395-nucleotide messenger RNA. RefSeq lists its product as uncharacterized. Gene Ontology annotation, biological process: protein quality control for misfolded or incompletely synthesized proteins; glycoprotein catabolic process; protein deglycosylation. Gene Ontology annotation, cellular component: cytosol; nucleus. NCBI's taxonomy places the organism in Eukaryota, Fungi, Ascomycota, Dothideomycetes, Eremomycetales, Eremomycetaceae. The transcript has 3 exons. The coding region runs from base 1 to 1395 and encodes 464 amino acids. The record is from RefSeq and is a predicted model, not a curated record. Gene Ontology annotation, molecular function: peptide-N4-(N-acetyl-beta-glucosaminyl)asparagine amidase activity.
AUGGCCAGCGACCUCACCACCCGCUUCCGUCGCGUCCUCAGCACCAAGCGCAUGAAUGAGCUCUCCACCCGUGCCGUCUCCUCACGAAGCGCCUCACCAGCUCCGCCGUCCCAAACCCCGCACUUCCACCAUCACCACCACCAACCGCACGCCCUCCCGCGCGAAUUCGGCGUCGCGCCCUCCCCGAUCUCCCACGCCUACAACGCGCCCCCUCCAUCUUACAAGUCCCUCAGCAACAUCCCUCUCAUCCCCACCGCCCCCACCGCCAACGACACCCGUUCCAUCCGCUUCAAACAUAUGCUCAUCUCCCUCUCCUCCCUCCCCACCAAAUGGGAAAACCCCGGCCUCCUCGACGAAGCCCUCCGUGUCGUCCCCCUCGAGCAGAUCUAUAACGAAGCCGAGGAAGAGUCCCAGGUCCUCCGUGCGGAAGCCGAGUCGCUCGGCCACGGCAAGAAACCUGCCUGGGGCUACCCGGACUGCGUCAUCCGCGCCCUCCUCCGCUGGUUCAAACGCAGCUUCUUCUCCUGGGUCAACAACCCGCCGUGCGGCCGCUGCGGAUGCCCUACCGUCGGCGUCGGCAUGGCGGCGCCCACGCCGGACGAGCAGGCCCGCGGCGCCAGCCAGGUCGAGCUGUAUCAGUGCUCACAGCAGCGGGAGUGCGGGGCGUACGAGCGGUUUCCGCGGUAUAGCGAUGCGUUCGUGCUGUUGCAGACGCGCCGGGGGAGGGUUGGAGAGUGGGCGAAUUGCUUUGGGAUGUUGUGUCGGGCCAUGGGGAGUCGGGUGCGGUGGGUGUGGAAUAGUGAGGACCAUGUAUGGGUCGAGGUGUUCAGCGUGCAUCGGAAACGAUGGGUGCACGUUGAUCCGUGUGAGGAGGCGUGGGAUAAACCGAAGCUCUAUACCGAAGGCUGGGGCCGCAAACUCGCCUACUGCAUCGCCUUCUCCGCCGACGGCGCCACCGACGUCACCCGGCGCUACGUGCGCAACCCCGCGAAAUUCGGCGUCGACCGCACCCGCUGCCCCGAAGCGGUCCUCCUGCACAUCAUGGACGAGAUCCGGCGUCUCCGUCGCCAGAACCUCAGCAAGGACGAGAAGUUCCGCCUGGAGGGCGAGGACAUGAAGGAAGGCCGCGAGCUGCGGCAAUACGUCGUCACGAGCAUCGCGGCAGAGGUGUGUAAGAUCGUGCCCGGGGCGGUGGAUGAGAGGGGCGCGCAGGAGGUGGAGGGGCAGAAGGUGUUGGAGGCGAGGCAGGCGGUUGAGGAGAGGGAGAGGGCCUACGAUUCACAUUUUCCUCACGCUUCGAGGCAUCCCGAGUCCUCGACAUGCUUCGGUUGGCACCCUCGACCGGUCACGUUGCAUCAUACUUCACCAUUAGCCGACGUCCCGUCCAUCGACUAG